Molecule: messenger RNA, 2055 nt
Organism: Nasonia vitripennis (jewel wasp)
Lineage: Eukaryota; Metazoa; Arthropoda; Insecta; Hymenoptera; Pteromalidae
Exons: 9
Coding region: 55-1833 (592 amino acids)
Source: RefSeq, a predicted model, not a curated record
GCGUAGGAAAGUAACCGAUUUCGUGACUUACACAUCGAAGAAUUCUAAGGCAGAAUGGAUAUUUCGAAAGACGAAGCUACACCAGCUACAUUUUUAAAGCAACGAGUGUACUACGAUUCGUCCGAAGACGAUAGCGAUGAAUCUUACGAGUUUUUGGAUUUUUCACCAGACUCGUUACAACCUGACGGUAGCGAUUCUAAUAACCCCGCAUUAGCUUCAACUAAAUCUACUGAUAAACCAGUCGAUUCGAAAAGCGCAAAGGCGACUCAAACUUUGACGAUGGAGACGCAGAGCAUCGGUACCGAAACCGAAUGGGUAUCCACGUGCGCCGAGACUCAAACCGAGCUGGAUUCUUCAAAACAGAGCAGCACUGCCGGCGAACUGCAAAAUGCCGCAAACGCUCCUGUUAAUGACAAACCUCUAACUCGACAAUUAAGUUCGCUAGAGCUCCUCGAGUACUACGCGAAAUUAUUGAAAAAACGAUGUCCUGCAACAAUUGAAUUUUUUAUCCGAAGUGGUCUGCUUAAUAGGCGGGAGAAGAGCAUCAUCGACAGAGAAUUAAAAACAGUUGAAUGGCAAAUACGGAGAAAAAAAGAUCAGCAGCAGUUAUCGAUGGGUACAGAUACGCCAAAGUAUACCGACGCUGCCUCUACUGAUAUACCUCGAGCUCCCUCGAAUCAGGCAAAUCGGACUGAAAUGAACCGAAAGGGGUCCUGGAAGGGCAUUCUCGAGUGGGAAGACAAAAGAGCAGAAACAACGCGUUUCGGGGUACCCGUGGAAGUAACCGGCGUCUCAGGGAUUCGCGAACAGGAAGUGGACUGCGAAAGAUGGCCCACGAAGCUUGUCAUGAACUUUUUUCCGGAAAAGCUCAUGGGAGUUUGCGACAUGGAGAAUACGAAAAGUAUCGAAUUAAUUGCGUCGCCUUGUCAAGCGCUGGACAGAAUGCGAAAGGCGAUGUCAAAUGACUACGCGGGAUGCGUUUAUUUACCGUCGACGUCUCCCGGUGUCAGCAACUUGUUAUUCUUGUAUUACGCGGGGAAUGGAUCAAGGUUUAUUGGAUUGAUACCUCAUGAUCAACGAGCCCACGAACAUCGACUGAUGGUCGGACUUCUGCAGCAACAGACUGCAUGCGUGGUUCGCAUGACGAGUACGGUUGGCUCCUUGAGCGUAGGACCUCCUAGUACGGGUACACUUCAGAACGGGAUCCCAAUGACUCCGUACGAGCCGAAAAAGAUUGAUCCAAUCACGCAAAUCACCAUUCCAAUCAACCGACUUUCAAUGCAAACGCAUGAGGCUGCACAACAACAACAAGAGGUGCAGAAAGAAUCUCAAGAGAAUUCAUCAGCGAACGAGACACGACCAUCCUUACUAGGUUGGUCCUUUAGCAUGAAUCCUGAAGACAGCGACACAUUCGUUAAAUGCGAAAUAUGCGAUGGAUACGGCAAGGAUUUGCAUCAUUUAAGAAACCAUUUGCUAUGGGCUCACAAUGUCAAAGUACAAACAACGAUGAUUCACACACCGCCGCUGUACUGCCACAGGUGCGCGUACAGAUUUUUCACAGAUAAGGGUCUAGAAAGACAUCUGCUCGGUACUCACGGACUCGUGACCACUAACAUGCAGGAAUGCGCAAACAGUGGCGAAGAUGCAGGCCUUUGUCCAGUUAAUAAUUGCCGAAAAGUCCACCAGAAGAAGCUGCUUGACCACGUGCGUAUCGAUCAUGGCAUGAUCCUGAAGCCUGCGCACUUGUUGUACAGGUGUACGAUGUGCACUACCACGUCGGCGACCUACGAAGAGUUCCUGAAACAUACGUAUUCGACACAUCCUAAUGUUUAGGCCUCACGCAGUGGAAAAGAAGAGCGCUUGGUCCUCUGGGUGUGUCGUAGAAUAAUAAAAUAGCAAUGAAUGCUAUUUCUUAUUAGAAUCCUGUUGCUGACGAAAGAUAUUCACCUCAAUUCCCUCAUACAUAAUCAUGUUCUAUGAAAUCAUUUUUAUAUUCUUCUCUCUAAUUACAUAUGAAAUCAAUAAAAUAAAUCGUAUAACUACGAUAAAUCAUCA